AGCAUUUUCAGUAUCUUGCCGGCUACACAAUGGGCAGAUUUGCCAUGAUAGCACACUUGCAUCCGCAUCGCCGAGCCGAGGGCUGAAUUUGAUCCAUCGAUGAAACUCCAUGUGACACGCAGGCGUCUAUAAACGUUAUUCUCGUUUAUCCAUCAUCCAUUUUCAACGCGAAGAGGGCUGGUUCCAAGCCUAUAUCUGACAGCCUUCGCGAAACAGCUCAGAUCACUCUUCGAUAUCAUUUUUGUACCUUUCAUUUCUCACUAUGGAAGAUGACGCUGCGCUCCGGGUCCCGCCUACCCAUGAGAUUAUCAUUGUUCCCCCUCCUGAGCACCAUGGCCGCCAUGCCCUCCUUCAGCAGUGCAUCCAAGUUAGGAUUGACGUUUUCGUCACAGAACAACGCUUUCCCUUGGAAGUUGAAGUAGACGAACAUGAUCCGGAAGCGACGCAUUGGUUGUUAAGACUGACACCGUCCAACAAGCCUAUAGGGACAAUCCGCGCCCACAAAGUGGAGCACACAAGCGGCGCAUAUUACAAACUUGCACGGCUCGUCGUUCUGAAGGAAUACCGGCAUUAUAAAUUCGGACGCAAUCUUGUGCUCGCAUUGCAUAAUUGGGCCAAGGAUAACGCCAGAAACUCAGGGGUGAUUGACUUCGUCAAAAUAGUUUGUCAUUCCCAAGCAGCCCGUGCAGACUCGGCCGGUGCUGUGGCAUUUUAUCGCAAGCUUGGUUAUGAGGAAGAGGGCAAUCUCUUUGAAGAAGACGGUGAACCCCAUCAGAAGAUGGUCGCUCGAUUAUCAUUAUCGGAGUAACUGAUUACAUUGUUCGUGUACUCCUGUAGUAAUGAAGCUUGCUAUAGAAAGCACAUGAUAUACUAGGGGAAUCUACCAAUACACAAGUGGG
Suillus clintonianus is the source of this 899-nucleotide messenger RNA. Its product is annotated as acyl-CoA N-acyltransferase. The transcript is spliced from 4 exons. Lineage: Eukaryota; Fungi; Basidiomycota; Agaricomycetes; Boletales; Suillaceae. Gene Ontology annotation, molecular function: acyltransferase activity, transferring groups other than amino-acyl groups. The record is from RefSeq and is a predicted model, not a curated record. Bases 263 to 808 code for a protein of 181 amino acids.